UGCUUGUUUUUAAAUACUAAUGACAGAUGUACUGAUGUAUAGAUAUUGUUAACUGUUUUAUAGAACAUGGGAAUACGUUGUCAGUUUUGAGAUUUUGCUAGCUUGGUGUGCUACAUUGUGUUGAACCUGUUCGUAUUGGCUGUUAGUCACCUAGUUAAACGAAUUCACCGUUCUAAUAAUUUCCACAGUUACUGUAUUGUCUUUGAGCACAUCUUGGUUGUUUAUCCGUAUAUUACGUUUGUAAGGACCACUAAUAAUUAUAAUACUGUCUACGCGUUAAUUAAUUGAAAGUGAAAGUACCCUGCUUAACAAGUUUUCUUGCCGACAGUCUACUCUGCGGGGAAGAUGAGCCGAAGACGUGGUGUAAGGAAAAAAAUCUUCACCGAAAACAGAGCUGACCCGAUCUUCUUCAGCACAGACAUCGAAAGCGAAAUUCAGGAGCUUUUCAACAAAACUACCACCUAUUCAAAACCUGCGUCGGGGGAAUGGGUCAUCCCAGACCCCAAUCAGGCUCUGAGGUACGACCCCCAGCAGCACCCCCGUCUGCAGGCUCUGAAAGAGUCCCUGAACGCGGUGAAGGACCAGCUCAGCGACAAGAACCUGGAGGUCUGGCACCAGCACACGUCCUUCACCAACAGGGCCGGGAAGAUCAUCGCGCACGUGCGCGCAGCCGCCAACGCCGAGAUCUGCACCCAGGCCUGGUGCAAGUUCUAUGAGAUCCUGGGCACCUUCGGCCUGGUCCCGUACGGGGCCCUGCAGAGCGGGGAGCUCAACUCUGUCCACCUGUGCGAGGCCCCUGGGGCCUUCAUCGCCAGCCUGAACCACCACCUCAAGUCCAACUCCGUGCACUGCGACUGGACGUGGGCGGCCAACACCCUCAACCCCUACCACGAGGCCAACGACAACGGCGCCAUGAUCGCGGACGACCGCCUCAUCGCCAACACCCUGCCCUGGUGGUUCUUCGGCUCCGACGACACCGGCGACCUCAUGACGCAGGAGUACCUGCUGGAGCUGCAGGGCUUCACGCGCAACAUGCGCACGGUGGACCUGGUGACGGCGGACGGCAGCUUCGACUGCCAGGCCAACCCGGACGAGCAGGAGAGCCUGGUGGCGCCGCUGCACUACUGCGAGGCGGUGGCCGCCCUCCUGCUGCUGAGCCCCGGGGGCUCCUUCGUGCUGAAGGCGUUCACCCUGUACGAGCACUCCUCCGUCUGCCUGCUCUACCUGCUCAACUGCUGCUUCCGCGCCGUCCACGUGUUCAAGCCGGCCACCAGCAAGGCGGGGAACUCCGAGGUCUACGUCGUCUGCCUGGACUACUGCGGCAAGGACGACGUCAAGCCCCUUCUCUCCAAAAUGAUCCGGAAUUUCGGCCCGGACAUCGCCGGCCGGGGGGCCCUCUUCCCCAACAGCCUCAUUCCGGAGUCUUUCCUGAGGCAGCACGAGCAGAUCUGCGCCUACUUCCACGCGCGCCAGGUGCGGACCAUCACGGAGAACCUGCGGCUAUUCCAGGCCAUGAGCAAUUCGGAGAGGCGGAGGCUGAAUCUGCUGAGGGACCACGCCGUGCAGGUGUACAUGGAGCGCUUCCGGGUGCAGCACCUCCCCCGGAGCAAGUGGCUGUCCAAAAAUUUGGUCCCGGCCUGCAGCGCGAACGGCAAGCUGUUCAACAGCAGGAAGCAGGCCGGGACCUUCAACGAGAGGAAAAAGCUCCAGACUCUGGACUGGAUGGAGAAGGUGGGCCGGGGCUCCUGCAGAGCUUCAGUCGAGGAGCACGUCGCAGAGGCUGCUGGGAAGGAUUGCCUGUUGGCGGGGCCGACGGACGACUGCAACAUGGACGCUUGGCACGUCUUAGUGGGCACCGCCAUACCCAAGGUCAGAAGUUCACCCUUCUGUGACUUGGACCUGCUGAACCACUUGAACGAAGCCCUGGAACAGAGCGGGGUGACCAAGGACGACGGACCGCGCGUCCCCUCCUGCGGCUCCUGCCGCGUCUUAACUCCCGAGUCCAUCCUGUCGGAAGCGGUCGGCCUCCAGCGCGGCCGGCUUCUCCACGGCGCGAGCGGCCAGAAGCUCCACUGCCUGGUGGUCGGGAGUCCGCGCCUGGCAGGUUGCCUGCCCCAAACCGACGAGCUGCACUUGGAGUGCUCUGAGGGACCCGCCCCCCCCGACGCAGGCCGCGGGACCUUGCAUGACGGGUCGCCCCAGUACCAGCGGGAGCUCCUGGCCUGCGUCCUGCGCUCGCUUCGCCGCCUCCGGACGGGGGGCACCCUCGUCCUCCCCCUCGUCUCCGCCUUCACCCGCUUCACGGCCGGCCUGGUCUUCGCCCUGCACCAGUGCUUCCGCUCCGUCACCUUCAGGUGCCCCGCCCCCGCCGACGCCCUGGGCGCCGUCGCCGUCCUCCUGUGCGCCGACUACUGCCGCGCCCCCGGCGACUGGGUCCUGCGGUUCCUGGGGGAGAUGCACAGCCAGAUGCCGGACUCCCCCCAGCCUGCCAACCCGCGCCAGGUCCUGCAGUUCGUUCCCAUGGAUGUCCUCCUCAAGGGGCCACUGCCAGAGUUCCUUUGGACCAUGAACACGACCAUCGCCCGGUACAGGCUGCACCUGCUGGUUCAGGCUAAGCAGCACUCCAUCAUGGCAACCGCUUGAGUUGGAUUUUGAGGUUGCCAGAUUGUGGCCUUACUCCUCGUUUGCACUGCCAUUCCUGAUUUACAUUAUUCUGCUGGAAAAGACUGUCCUCUAUAGCUGUUAUUAGAAUACAAGGUGGGAAAGCAACACACUAGAGGAAAAAGCAUUUGUUUUGCAUUAUAUAAAUGAAUUGCAUCCAGACUGGAGGGAUGGCCUGACUCAAAGUUUAGGCCACUAUGCAAUAUUGUCAGGUUUCUUUUCUAUCAUUUUUUAAAGGUUGUGCGUAAGAAGUUUUGUACAGUAUGUUUGAUGUGGGGAUCACUGUUACACACUACAGAUCUUUGGUGUUUAAGAAUCCAUAUUCCAUUAAACCUGAUGGUCGUAGAGCCUUAAUAAAUGUAAAUGAUUCUAAAGGUGUUUUAUUUUUUUUACAUGUAUUGCGCACCAUAAAGUUUUAAGAAUUGAUUCAUUUUUUUAAGAACAGAAUGUGGGGAAGACACCUAUUAGUAAUUCCUUUUUUUAAUCUUAAUUUGUCUAAAUUGUUAUUGGCUCCAGAUUUUGGUCAGAAAAUGCCUUUAGUUCCCUGAGGGAACCAAAAUGUCUUAUGAUUUUCAAAGGGUUUUUGUUGGGACAAAGUAGUCUUUUUUUUCUCUCUUUACCAAAACUGCUGUUAUCAGAGUUGUAAUAUUCAUAAGGAAAAUCACUGGGAGAAGUUGCCUGAAAUGAAUUCAAAAGAGUAAUUAGGAGUUUUUUAUAUUUUGGUUGUGUAUUCACUCUAGUAUGUGCUCAGGUUGUGUUUCCUGAAAAACCACCAAAGCAGAAUAUGAAUGAACAAACGUAUGUAAAUAAAUCUAUGUGUAUGAAAAUGUAAGCAUUUGAUAAAACGCUUUCUGGUCAUCAAA
Anguilla rostrata (American eel) is the source of this 3524-nucleotide messenger RNA. RefSeq names its product cap methyltransferase 2 (gene cmtr2). Gene Ontology annotation, molecular function: methyltransferase cap1 activity. NCBI's taxonomy places the organism in Eukaryota, Metazoa, Chordata, Actinopteri, Anguilliformes, Anguillidae. Gene Ontology annotation, biological process: 7-methylguanosine mRNA capping. Bases 346 to 2643 code for a protein of 765 amino acids. The record is from RefSeq and is a predicted model, not a curated record. The transcript is spliced from 2 exons. Gene Ontology annotation, cellular component: cytoplasm; nucleus.